UGCAGUGUGUGUGUGUGCGGUGUGUUCGGAUCUGCGCUUCUCAUCUUUUGAGCCACGUCUGUAUCUGGCUGAUGAAUCAGAGAGCCUCACUUUAACAAGGGCGGCGGGUUCGAGUUGGUGAAACGGAAGGGAACCGCUUUUAAGAAGUGGAUUUGGACGGGUUUUGACACCCUCCCUCGCCAGAACUACUACAAAGGGAGUAAACGGAGAGAGUUACGCUGCGUAAACCGACACCGACCAUCUCAACGCUCGAUCCUCCAGCCUUCAGAGACAGAAAGCAUGAGGGAAAACAGAAGGAACUGAGCGCCUUUCUUUGGGAAAUGUGGAAUUUGUUGGUCGCGUUUUGAUAUGGCGUUGUAAGACGAACCGCCGAGUGCGUUUUCGUACGCUUGUGGACGUGUUUACAGCCGUUGCACCGAGUCACCAAAGGAGCCACCGAGUACAUCUGGAUCCUCCGCACCGCAUCGUCCAAUCAGGAUUCACGGUUCUCAUCCAAUCAGCAUCUGCGGAGUAAAAUAAAAGAGGAUUGGAGAAAUGGGCUGUGCCAAAGUCUUUCUCGUGAUGUUUAUAAUUGGGUUUGAAAAGGGGAUUUGCCUCAACUGGAACCCCGUCCCACGCAAGACCGUUAAAUAUAAUGAUGUGCAUGACAGUAUGGCGAGGUUUCACACGGUCGGGGUUUGGAACUACACGAUGUUGACCCUGGCAGAACACGAGAGGGUUUUGUAUGUCGGAGCCAGAGAGCACAUCUUCGCCCUGGACCCCAAUGACAUCAGCAGACAGCUCAGACCGCAGAUUGAGUGGUCCGCUCCUCAAGAAAAGAAGCGAGAAUGUGAGGCGAAGGGGAAGAAUAACCAGACCGAGUGCUUCAACUACAUUCGCUUCCUGCAGAGCUACAACCACACUCACCUGUACACCUGCGGGACGUACGCUUUUCAACCCAAAUGCACAUACAUUAACGCAGAUCACUUUACUCUGGAUAGUACCGCCUUGGAGGACGGAAAGGGAAAGUGCCCCUAUGACCCUGCCAAAGGACAUACAGGCCUCAUAGUAGACAAAGAGUUAUACGCCGCCACCCUCAAUAACUUCCUGGGAACAGAGCCCGUAAUCCUGAGGAACCUCGGACAACAGCAUUACAGCAUGAAAAGCGAAUAUCUGCCUGCUUGGCUUAACGAGCCAAACUUCGUGGGAUCAGCGCUGGUCCGGGAGAGCCGCAACAGCAAAGAUGGGGAUGACGAUAAAAUCUAUUUCUUCUUUAGCGAAAGAGCAGUGGAGCUUGACUGUGACAGCGAUCUGACCGUGGCGCGAGUGGCACGUGUGUGUAAGGGCGACCUGGGGGGCACAAGGACCCUGCAAAAGAAAUGGACCACCUUCCAGAAGGCCCGGUUAAUCUGCUCUCUUCCAGAGCGGCACAUCACCUUCAAUAACCUGCGGGACGUCUUCACUCUACCCGGAGCGGACUGGAGAGGCACCAGUUUCUACGGCAUCUUCCACGCACAGUGGGGGGACGUGGACGUGUCAGCUGUGUGUCAGUAUCAGAUCGGAGAGGUGAAAACAGUGUUCGACGGUCCGUAUAAAGAAUACAGGGAAUCUUCUCAACGAUGGGGCCGAUACACUGGCACUGUGCCCAGUCCACGACCUGGAGCGUGUAUUACAAACUUUGAUCGGGAGAAUGGCUACAACAGUUCCUUACAGCUGCCCGACUCGACCCUUAACUUUGCCAAAAAGCAUCCUCUGAUGGAGCUCAGGGCGGAAGCGCGCCCCCUGCUGCUCACUAAAGGUGUUAACUUCACCCGGAUAGCUGUGGACAGAGUGAGCUCGCUGGACCAGAGAUCUUACAAUAUGCUCUUCAUAGGCACAGCGGAUGGAUGGCUCCAGCGUGUCGUGAUUUUGGGUUCAGAGGCCCAUGUGAUUGAAGAAAUCCAGCUGUUUGACAGGCAGCAACCAGUGGACAGCCUCACCAUCUCUCACAGCAAAAAGUAUUUGUACAUCGGCUCGCGCUCUGAAGUUCUUCAGCUGCCCUUGGCAAACUGUAGCCGGUAUCAUUCUCAGCCAGACUGCCUGCUGUCCAGAGACCCGUACUGUGCCUGGGACAGCGAGGGACGCGCAUGUGUCCGCAUCGACCUCCACCGCGGCUCCACAUCUACGCUCUCCCAGGACCUCAUGCUGGAGAGGUUCAAUCGAGGAAAAGCCAAGUUUGAUAAGCCCGUCUCCAUCCCCAGCCCUGAUCAUUCUAGGGUGAAAAAUGUGACGGUGGUCGUCGGAUCAGACCUGGUACUUCCCUGCCAUCUGGUUUCUAACUUGGCCCAGCCGUUUUGGGAAAUCAAUGACCGUGAGCUCGCCUUAAUAGAAGGAGAGGCCAUUGGACCUCGAUUCGACCGAGCCCUUCGUUCCCUCGUCAUCCCUCAAGCCGGCUCUCUUCAAGCAGGCCGCUACGUUUGCUACUCAGAGGAACAGGGCGCGAAAUUCCAGACGGAGAGAUACCAGGUCGCGGUGGUGGCCAGCGCUCCUGUUUUUAUGGAGGCCCGCGCUCCCGACGGCAGCAUGGGAUUAUUCUGGGUCCUGGUGAUCACUUUGGGAGCUGUUUGUUUGAUGUUGCUUAUCGCCUCUUUGUACCUUCGUAGAAGACUGAAGCUGGCACUGGGCAAAGGGGUGGAAAUGAAACCAUUGGAAAGCACCUUAGUGUACCCCAUUACAUUACCCAAAGAGCCGACCAGCCGCCCGCCGUUCAUUCCCAGCAAGAUGGCCAACGAUGAGGAUAGAUUCUGGGAGACAGGCGCAAAUUACUAUUACUCAGACGGGUCCCUUAAAAUUGUGCCCGGGCACGCCAUGUGCUCCACAAGCAACUCUGCAUCUCCGAGCACCAUUCCAGGUCAGCCUAUUCACUCGCCAAGCAGGUUGAGCCUCACCAACAUCCGCAACUCGGGCACCAACGGGUACAUCCGGCUGAAUUUGAGCACGGCCGGAGAGGAGAGAGGGAGUGGAGGAGUAGGAAUAGGCAUGGGGAGUGGACUUGGGCUGGGCAGCCGAGACAACGACUACUCCAGUCCGUUCAAAGAGGAGCUCCGGAGAACCCUCCAGCAGAGGAGCGUCCUGCCCGACGCCAACCCUGAGGAGUCUUCUGUGUAGAAUCCACAGACAACCUCACCUACCUACCUCCUGCUUGGGGAACCCUCUCCAUCUUUCUCUACUCGCAAACUAUUCAUUCUCUGUCUGAACUUUUGCCGUUCCACACUGUAGGGCCACCACGCUUUACAACAUUCCCUCGUAUUCUUCUGGUUCUCACACUUACUAACACUCAAACAAGACCGAACACGUCUAGCAAAACUUUUGUAAAUGUCUUUAUUUAAAGAGCAACGGCCUCGUGUUGAGCAUGGCUAACAGGCAAACACAGGUACAUCUCUGAGAGGAACCCGACCAGCCAAAUGUAGCUGUCAGUCCGAUCUGUGUUAGGCAGAGUUCUGGCUACAUAUCAAAAUCAUUUGGCAAGCUGGAGGACAAGGAGCUCUGCUCUCGUAUUUUGGCGCCCAAGUCGCUUGCCUCGAUCAAGGCAGGUGUUUGGAGACGAUAGCUUUUUGUGAAAAGAAACCAAGUGAGAGGAGACAUAGAGGACAAAACGCUAGAUGACAAUCAUGCUCUUCUCUCAGGAGGUGUUUCAAAGAGAAGAGAGAGAAAAAAUUGAGUGACCUGUAAAACAGAGACUGGACUGGAGCAAUGGACAAAAACGCUUUGCCUUUCUUUCUUUACAGCCCGAUGACUUUUUUAACAUUGUAUUUUUUCUGAAAAAUGUGCUUGCAGCACUAAUAUAUUGUGAGGUUUUUCUGUCUGUUUAUUGCAAGCCUUAAAAUGUUUUUUUUUUUUUACGAUAUCUGGUUUCAUCUGAAAUAUGAACGAGGACUCGUUGACGUUCUUAUCCACCUCAAAAUCCAAGACAGUAGCAUGAGGAAGAUGGGAAAGGAACGCUGUACUAAGACUUUAUUGGAUGUGACAGCAAGUGCAUUAUUAUAUAAAUUUAGCUCGAACUGCCAAAUGAAGUACAACUACAGUGUUUGCCUACUUGAACCAGGUGAAUGAAGCGACACGUUGGAAUGAAACUCCUAAAAGUCCUAAAGCCAAUUUACUCUCGAUGAGCGGGAUUUUUCAAGGACUAACAAUGAGCUGAGCUUGUUGAUAAGUCCAUCAUAAGUGACUAAUGAGAGGCUACCGCUGAUCAAACACAAGUAAGACUACACCAAAUAAACGCUUCCGUUUCAUUAUGUUACUUGGCAUGACGUUCUGUGUUUACAUAACUCAUUAAAACCGUUCGCUAACAGGCUGUAUCCCUCUUAUCUCUUUCAGCGUGGGCUUUGCAGAUUUUAAACAGACUAAAUACAAAACAGGGUGAAAACGCAGAGGACGUUUCAUUCCAUUGACCUUGAUUGUGACGACAAAUGAAGGAGAUACAUGUUAUUCGUGACCCCGCGGGUGGAGAGGCACUACGAUUGGUCAUCGCUGGUCCAUACUCUGUUGCAUGAUGUUUUGCUAAAAGCAUAAGUUUAACAAUACUUAAUGUUAAAAAAAAUUGUCAUACCUGUGCCUCUUCACCUUGGGUGAAGCCAAAGCAGACUGCACACGUUUCUAUUUUCUCCUUUCCUUUAUUCUUCUCUUUUUAUGGUUUGGAGUUUGUUGCACAGAAAUUAAGUGUUGUUUGAAGUCUUUGUUCUACUACUCUUGUUUUAAUGGAAUGCUAUUUUUUGUGGCAUGAUAGCUUUAAGGUCUUCUUAAGCAGCUUUCUCUUUUGUCAUUCGCUUUGUCUGGAAUCUGUGCCACACAGCGUAAGAGGGAAGUUUACUCUUGUUGGAAAAAGAUCUUGGGACUUAAAUGUACGCUGAGAAACAUUCUGCCAGGACUUCCCAGGGCGGGCCUCUGACUUACACGUGGAAUCUUACAGUUCUUAAUUUUACUAACCGCUUUGAUAAAACUGUCAAACGACCAAUGUAAAUUCACUGAGUGACCGGAAGUGUUACGUAUCUUUGUUUGCAUCAUGCAUGGCUUUUUUUGUACUGACCAGUAUUUCCUGCUUGAUGAAAAAUACGGUCAUCACAGAUCUUAUCAUCUCACAUGGCUUUAAACCUGACGCUUCUUUGUGGUUGCUGUUCAAAUUUAAAAUCUAUUUUCUUGCAUUUUUAAUUAUUUGUUGCUGUUUUUUCUUUAGAUAAUUAUGUUAAGUAACUUAUUUUGCUUGUACAAAAAGUUGAUAUUUAUUACCAUUGUACAUAUGCCCUUAUUUUUUAUAUAUAUGUAUAUAUCUACAGAAAAUAAAAGUAGAGAUCAGUUCACAAUGUGACUGUGCAUCUAUGUUCACAUAUUCUGAAAA
Triplophysa dalaica is the source of this 5353-nucleotide messenger RNA. RefSeq names its product sema domain, immunoglobulin domain (Ig), transmembrane domain (TM) and short cytoplasmic domain, (semaphorin) 4C (gene sema4c). The record is from RefSeq and is a predicted model, not a curated record. NCBI's taxonomy places the organism in Eukaryota, Metazoa, Chordata, Actinopteri, Cypriniformes, Nemacheilidae. Gene Ontology annotation, molecular function: chemorepellent activity; semaphorin receptor binding. Gene Ontology annotation, biological process: neural crest cell migration; negative regulation of axon extension involved in axon guidance; semaphorin-plexin signaling pathway. Bases 535 to 3126 code for a protein of 863 amino acids. The transcript has 15 exons.